Solanum verrucosum is the source of this 1302-nucleotide messenger RNA. RefSeq names its product 1-aminocyclopropane-1-carboxylate synthase 4-like. The coding region runs from base 7 to 1302 and encodes 431 amino acids. The record is from RefSeq and is a predicted model, not a curated record. Gene Ontology annotation, molecular function: pyridoxal phosphate binding; transaminase activity. Lineage: Eukaryota; Viridiplantae; Streptophyta; Magnoliopsida; Solanales; Solanaceae. The transcript is spliced from 3 exons. Gene Ontology annotation, biological process: biosynthetic process; amino acid metabolic process.
AAAUUUAUGAGUGCUAAUGUAGUUUUGUCUAAGCUGGCUACUAACAAACAAUAUGCUGAAAAUUUGCCAUAUGUGGAGGGGAUGAAAGCAUACGAUAAUAAUCCUUUCCACCCUGUGAAAAACCCGAAUGGGGUUAUUCUAAUGAAUCUCGCGGAUAAUCAGCUUUCAGUUGACCUGAUUAAAGAAUACUUGACUAAGAAAAAUCUACAAAUUUCCAUUGAAUUUUUCAGGAAAUUAGCCAACUUCCAAGACUAUCAUGGCCUGCCUGAAUACACAGAAGCAAUUGCAAAAUAUAUGGAAGAAACAAGAGGGGGUAAGGUUAAGUUUGAUCCAAAACGUGUAGUAAUGUCUGCUGAAGCUAAUGGAGCUAAACAAACUCUCAUCUCUUGUUUGGCUGAUCCUGGUGAUGCUCUUUUAGUCCCUGCCCCUUUUUACCCAGGAUUUGCUAAGGACAUACGUUGGGGAACUAAUGUUCAACUUGUGCCCAUUUCAUGCAAGAGCUCCAACAAUUUCAAGAUCACUAUAGAAGCUAUCAAAGAGACAUUUGAAAAAGUCCAAGAAGAAAAAAUCAAAGUCAAAGGCAUGAUUUUGUCCAACCCUUCUAAUCCAUUAGGCACUAUUUUGGAUAGGGACACACUAAAAAAAAUCUUGACCUUCACUAACGAACAUAACAUCCACCUUGUUUGCGAUGAAAUCUAUGCUGGCACCGUAUUUGAUGCUCCACAAUUCGUUAGCAUCGCUGAAAUUAUGGAUGAAAUUUCAUGUGUUAAUAAAAAAUUGGUACAUAUUGUGUCUAGUGUUUCCAAAGAAGUGGGUUUUCCAGGAUUUCAAGUGGAAAUUGUGUAUUCCUUCAAUGAUGAUGUCGUUAAUUGUGCUAGAAAAAUGUCGAGUUUCAGUCUUGUUUCCUCUUUGACACAACAUUCUCUACCUUCCAUGUUUGGCAAUGGAUUUAUCGAAAAAUUUCUCAUUGAAAAUACUAAGAAAUUAAGGGAAAGGCAUGAGAAAUUCACUAGCGAACUUGAAAAAGUCGGAAUCAAAUGCUUAAAAAGCAAUGCUGGGGUUUAUUGCUGGGUGGAUUUGAGAACUUUGCUGAAAGAGCAAACACCUGAUGCUGAGGAGUCACUAUGGAAACUGAUCAUAAAUGACGCGAAGCUCAAUAUCUCACCUGGAUCUUCUUUUAGUUGUUCGGAGGCAGGAUGGUUUCGAAUUUGUUUUGCAAAUAUCGAUGAUCAAACUAUGGAGAUCGCCCUCCAAAGAAUUCAAAAGUUUGUUCAGUCUAACACUAGAAAAUUAAUGUUAUGA